Messenger RNA from Numida meleagris (helmeted guineafowl), 2365 nucleotides. It is a transcript of the gene ARL13A, whose product is annotated as ADP ribosylation factor like GTPase 13A. Gene Ontology annotation, molecular function: GTPase activity; GTP binding. The transcript has 5 exons. NCBI's taxonomy places the organism in Eukaryota, Metazoa, Chordata, Aves, Galliformes, Numididae. The coding region runs from base 87 to 932 and encodes 281 amino acids. Gene Ontology annotation, biological process: receptor localization to non-motile cilium; non-motile cilium assembly. The record is from RefSeq and is a predicted model, not a curated record. Gene Ontology annotation, cellular component: ciliary membrane; non-motile cilium.
CCCAGCGCUGCCGCGGUGCCUGGCGCAGCCACUAUGGUGCAGCUGAUGGGCUGCUCUUCGUGCUGGACUCCAGCGACCUGGCGCGGAUGGAGGAGGCCCGCAAGGCUCUGAGCCGCGUCCUGAGUCACCCCGAUGUCUCCGGAAAGCCUCUCUUGCUCCUGGCCAACAAGCAGGACGUGGCGGCCGCCCUGCUGCCCUGUGAGCUGAUCGAGCGCCUGGCGCUGCAGCGGCUGGUCAACGAGAACCGCUCGCCCUGCCGCAUCGAGCCAUGUGCAGCCGUGGGCCCGGCCCGCAGCACGCUGCAGGGACUGCGCUGGCUCCUGCGUGCUGCUGCUGAGCACUCCUUGCAGCUCCCCACUGCCUGCUCCCCACCACCUGACCCUGGACCCCAAGCAGCCCACAGCCGCCCACUUGCACACAGGGACCCCCUGGGCCAAGGGGAAGAUGAAUCUUGCAGUGCAGAGAAGACUGGGGAGCCCCAGCCCACCCACCGCCUCCCCCCCUCCAGUCUCCAGAAGGUGAGUGCAAAAGGCCCCGGGAAGAGGAAGAAGAAGGUGAAGUUGAGGAAGAAGGGCAUGGGGCAGCUGAGCCCGGCUGAAGAACCAGAGGGAGGAGCAGCAGGAGGGGCUGAUGGCCGAGCCAGCACCGCUGGGGGGCUGCUGGCCCCCAAUAGGGUCGGGCAAGAGGAGCCUGUGCCUGCUGGGAUGGCUGCCCCCAACCCAGGUGAGAGGACACUGCAGGAGCUGCUGGCACCACCCACACGGGCACCUCGGUAUCCCCAGAGCCACCCCAAGGGCGGCUGUGGGGACCCAGACUUGUGGGGCUGUGCUGGCCCAGCAGUCCCUGGGAUCUUCCUUAGCUCUGCUUGCAGGUCAGCUGAUCACAGAGUGGGUGGCACGAGUCUGGAUGGGAAUGAUGAGACACAUGUCUGAUGCGCAGAGGUGACGGAGGGCUGCAGACCUGCCAGCAGCAGUCCUCCCAGCUGGGUUGGUGACACAGGCACCCUUUCCCAAAGGUGAUGCCUGAAAUUUUGUAUUUCUCCAUCCAGCACAGGGCAUGAAAAAGAAAAAGAAGAAAAAAAUCAAGAAUAAAAUCAAAUCGCAGGAGCCUGUCGUGGAGCAGCAGCAGGAGGAGGUCUCGAGUACCUUUGGUUGGUAUUUCCCAGGAUCGAUUUUGCCCAAGAGCAUUGAGGGAGCCCAUUCGGUUGGCAGCAGGAUUUAAGUUGCUUGGGAGCCCUUGGGCACAUAGUGCUUGGUGUGGGGUCACAGAUACAGGCACGGCAAGGUGCUGGGGAGGUGGGUGCUGUGGAUGCUGCCUUUGGGUAGGAUGCAGCCAGGGCACCCAAGUACACAGUGCUAGGCUGCCAGGCUCAGCCCCUGGGUUAGUGCCUGUUUCCUUUCCUCCCCCAGACCUGUACCGCCGGGCGAUGCUGGCUCUGAAGAUGCGGCAGGAGCAGAGGAAGCAGCCGUCGGCCAUCGCCCCCUGAGCGGGACAGGCGAGACCCAGGGGAUGCGUGGUCCCGCAGCUCGUGCAGGGCUCCCAGGCUGUUUGGCCAGGGCUGGCGGUCCUGGGGCAGGAACAGCAGCACUGUUGUCCUCUGUGUGACUUGAAAAUCAGGAUCUGCAGGAGCAAGCCAGAAGUCCCGUUGUAAAAAGCCUCUUUGGCAGGCGGGUUGCAAACAGCCUGAAAAGGAAACAGACGGCACUAGCUGACCCUGUGUUAAUAUUCUGUGUAAGACUUGCCCUGAACCCUGCUGAGCCUGUAGAAGACAGGAAGCUCGGAGCAAAUAUCCCAUGGGAAAAGCCCACUUCUUGAACUGACACAAACCCUGGCGAAGCUGUGUUUGCAGGUCAAGGGCUAACUUCGCCGCUCAUCCAGCCCCUGCCCGCUGCCCGGACACGCUGAGCUUCCUGCUGGUGAGGCCAGGUGGGCACAGCCAUGCUCAGCUCUGGACUGAGCCAGGGCACAGAGCAGCAUCUGCAUCCCGACACAACCCAUCCUUAGUUACUGAUUCAUAGGCACUGCCUGCCCUGUGCAGGGCAAGAAAAAUCACUAAAGCCCUCAGCUGGGCUUAAGAAGGGAAAAGAAGGACUCUGGCUACUCUGCCUCGCUGGUGUGCUGUGAAAUGAUCAGAUUUAAUUGCCAGUGCCUAUAGCGACACAUUGCAACAGCUUCACGCCAGCCGGCGCUUGCAGCCCUCGCAGUAAGCCUGUCCUGCCCGGCCGGGCUCCCAGGAGAUGAGUGCCGGCUCUGGGUCACUGCCGCCCGCGGCUCUCCGUCGCUGUCCCGCGUGGGCACGGCUCGGGAGGGCCGGCAGCUCCCCCUGCUGCCCCGGGUGUGCAUGGAAAUAAAGCAAUAAAUGCAG